CGAGUUCCGCGCGCAUAGCCCACCCUCUGCCCUCCCCUCGGUCCCGCCCGUCUCCCGAGCAACAUGCUUUGCUCAGCGCACUGCGUCUGCGCGGGAGUUCACUCCGCGUCUGCGCUCUCUCACACAGCAUGGAUUCUGACCGGCCUGCUCUUCCCGGCUCGCCCUAUAAGGUGGAAGACGAGAAUCUAGCAGUUAGUCAGCAGCCCAGGCCCUCGGUCACAUGGAACCUAGGCUCUCCCAGUGCCUAUGCGGCCGCUGCCCAGGUGACCACCAGUUCUGGCACCAGCCCGGUCUCGGCCUUCUUCUGGCGCAGUAGGCUGGGCAGCCACCCGGAGAUUCACCUGGGGUCCCAGCCAAAGAUCUGCUUCCUGCGGCCGCGGACUGCGCGGCCGCCUGUGCUUUUCAGCUUAAUGAAUUCCAGUGAAGCAGCGGUGAAAAAAUUUUUACCCAAGAGCCACUUAUCUCGGGUGAUUAUUCGUGACAACCUCAGUGCACAACGAAUCUAUGAGAUGGAGAUAAGAGCUUCUGACAAGACCAAGAAAAAGAUGGGCCACUUGUAUGACCACUUGAAAAAAAAAUUCAUGACUGACCAGCUCAGAAAGCUGGGGCGCUGGAGACGGGAAUCCAUGAAUAUUCGGCAGUACCUGGAUAGCAUCCGGAUGUACAAGGUCGAGUUAAAAACCCAGCUGAAGAAGAGCAGACGGCCACCCUAGUCAAGAAAGAGUGACCCACCUCAAGGCCAUGACAGCACAGGGCUGACAGGAGAAGAGCUGGGAAGCAGCCAGUCUACACCAUCAUAGAAAAGCAAUAAACCAAGACCAGUGGACAGUGGAGCACAAAACCCCUCAACAAUUC
This is a messenger RNA of Phacochoerus africanus (Common warthog), 855 nucleotides long. RefSeq names its product chromosome 15 C5orf52 homolog (gene C15H5orf52). The coding region runs from base 129 to 713 and encodes 194 amino acids. NCBI's taxonomy places the organism in Eukaryota, Metazoa, Chordata, Mammalia, Artiodactyla, Suidae. The record is from RefSeq and is a predicted model, not a curated record. The transcript has 3 exons.